AUGGUGCCCACACAAGCUCAGAACCAACAGUACAUGGCUGCCCAGCAGGCGCAGCGGAACUUCUCAGGGGGUAUGGCGAGUACUGGCGUCUACCGCGGCAGCAACGCUCCGGUCCAACCCUAUGCCUUCACCAGCACUCCCAGUCUGAACACGACCGGCCAGUGGCAGCAAUAUGGCAAUGGCUACCGUACGGCAUCCUCUCCAGCUGUUCCGACGCAGGGCAUGAUGCAAGGACAAGAUGGAAGCCGGCCCCGUCACACUCAGAGCUCGUCAGUCUCUUACACCCAUAACCUGGGUACGAGCAAGGGCGGAUCAAGAGACGACUCGGCGAUUCCUGCCGCUCGCACCAACUCCCACGCACCGCGACCGCAAUCUGCGUAUCUUGCGGGCAGCACGACGCCGCAAAUGACGUUCGCUCAGGCCGCCGGUGCUAAGACGACACCUGAUAGGUACAGGCGCCCGGCUCCUCAGCAGCAACAGCCUCGCCAGACUAGCGCCCCGUCAGGGUCAGGCAUGGCCACCGUUAGUCAUUUGUACAAUGCACCCAACGACCAAAAGAGCACGUCAGUGCGAAGCCGGAAUGCGAAUUCCCAGGCCAGGCCAAACAGUCACUACGGCGCGGUUGAUGACAGGCAAUUGAAUCGACCCGCGGAGGAUAGCAUGCGACUCAGGCGGCGCAGCAUGCACUCGCUGGAUUCUGCCGAUUACCCAAAGCCGCUAACCCCACAGGAAUUCUCCCCCCCGGAAGAAUCCACUCGCCCCGACCGCGUUCCAACUCCCAAAAACAACGAAAAGUCGCUCCGCAUCGUUUCUAGCCUUGCACCUCCCACCGACACCAACAUGCAUGUUCGUAAUGGCAGCGCAGAGAGCGUCGCGUCGAGUCGAAGCAGCCAUUCGAGGCCAUCUUCGUCCGCCAACCGCAGUGUACCCACCCCCACGGCCAACCCCUCACUCUCUUCAUCUUCAUCUACACCAGAUGAUGGCUCGUCAAAACAAGAGCAACCCAAGCUGGUGAACAUUCCGCCACGAAACUCGUCGUCAGAUGCUGCCAAGCGACAGCCUACGCCUUCGCCUCUCUCCAAGCCGGUGACCAUGUCGACCGACUCGAGUCCCCAAAAACCACCUUCCUCUCUGGGAAAUGCUCCGCAACAGGCCGCCUCGCAGGCCGCGGCUGUGACACCGAGCGCUCACGCCAGCAGCCCUGCCGCUCAACAACUCGCCGCAAUCAAUCAGAAGGGUACGAAAUCAAAGAGCAAGACAUCUCGACUGCGUCGUGCCUUCUCUUUCGGAAGCGCCGCCGACUUUAAGAAGGCCGCUGGCCCCGAAAUACCCGCCGAACCCAACGCCGCCAACGAUGCGUCCAAGCUGCACAAGGAUCCGACGCCAGAAGAUGUGUACGAGGCUGAGCAGGCUGCAAUCGCGAAGAAGCAGGAGGAGGGUGGAAUUGGAAGCAAUAUCUACGGAGGAAGGCUGUUUUCGGGAUCGACUGACAAUCUGUCAAUCUCGUCCACCGCGUCGUCUGCUUCUAUCAUGAUUCGUAAGAUGGGUCGUGGUAUGAAGAAGAGCACGCGGUCCUUGGUGGGACUCUUCCGACCAAAGUCAGUCAUCGGUGUGCCCGCAGCGGAUGCCCUUGCACCGGAGGCCAGCCAAGCCGCUGUCUCGAUGAUCACGGUUGAGGCCGAGAGGGUCAACGUCAAUCCCGAUCCUCGCGCGCAGAAUGGUGGCGGCACCGGAUUUCCUCAUCUGGAACGAAACUCGCUCGAUAUUUCCAACACGCCGAGCAUGGUUUCCGAGCGUGCUGGUAGCUCCGGCACCGACAGCGCGGGACGAAAGAGCAUCGUAGGUGGUGACAGGGAGCGUGCCGAGGUACUUGCGGCCGUCAAGAAGGGAAUCCUCAAGCACAACAGGUCGGGUAGCCCAGCUCGCGACGGCGCCAAGCCUUUCGAACUCCCUGCCAUUCCCAACAUUGCCGACUCGCCUAUCUCCACCGCGCCUAGCACACCGAACGACGAGGCGCAAGGCCACAAGCGCUCUGGCUCGGUCGCUAUUGGCAGCGAGGAUUAUUUCAUGACGGCCCUUCGACUUCGCCAGGAUAGCAGGAGCGCGCCUGGCACACCCUCAGCGGGUACCAGGAGGAACGCUACCUUCUCGCCGAGAAUUGUUUUCCACGACACAUGGCCAAGUGGGGAGUACGACCGCAGGGGUGAGAUUGCUACCUGCAACCGCCUAACGCCUAUGUUGGCUCAGCAGAUCAAGGAAGAGCUCAACACGUUCAAGAUGGAAAUGGAAGUUCACGAAAACUCCAAGAUUUACACGCACUUCUUCUAA
This is a messenger RNA of Colletotrichum karsti, 2328 nucleotides long. RefSeq lists its product as uncharacterized. Gene Ontology annotation, molecular function: actin binding. Gene Ontology annotation, biological process: actin cytoskeleton organization. The record is from RefSeq and is a predicted model, not a curated record. The coding region runs from base 1 to 2328 and encodes 775 amino acids. NCBI's taxonomy places the organism in Eukaryota, Fungi, Ascomycota, Sordariomycetes, Glomerellales, Glomerellaceae. The transcript is spliced from 3 exons.